CCGACGGCAACAAUGGACGAGUCCCAAGCCGCCGCCGACGACUUUGAGCGCUUGCGGACGAGCGCCCUAGCAAAACUUGAUGACAUGCGGGACCAAUUGCUGCAAUAUCAUAAGGAAGUCAUGGCGAAAGUGGUCGAAUCCGAGACGGCAGGCGUCGCCCCAUCAGCCGGGGACUCGGCAAGCGCUCACAUUGAGGACGACGCGAUGCAGUGGCAAAAGGACAAACAAGAACUACAAGAACGUCUUCAGGAAUCACUCAGAAGAAACGAACAACUUGCGAUGGAAAUGGCGCAAUGUCGUCUCGAGUAGAUCGAGUCCGGUGUUGAAAUCGUUUACAAACCAUUGUAGGGACGCACAGCUCAAGAGAUCGCUCGAUCAGUUGAAACACCGCCAAGUCAUAACCGAAACCCAAUUGCAGCACCAGCAAGCUGCUCAAGAUGCCCAACGAAAGCAACUUCAGUUAAAGGACCAGCUGCUCACCAACUAUCGGACGUCGAUUCGCAACCUCGAAAACAAGCUGAUUUCUCAAUCCAAGCGUUAGCGCUGAACCAAAGUUGCCUUCGAUACAUCGUGCUCCAUGUCACAAGGCCGUUUGCCGUUUUGCAAUACCAUAUCAUCAUUAUUCCAUAUCGGAACUAUGGUUUUCAUUGUCACCGUCGUCGUUUCUGCGAUAAAAGCACAUCGUUGUGCCCCCUUUAACCCCCAGAAAUAGGAGGAAUCAACGCCACUUCGUCGCCGUGAGCAAGGUCUCUCACGUCGCCCUCAAGGACAUACUCCAAAUUCACCGCAAGUGUGAUGUCCUUCAAGAAUUGCGCUGCGCGAGGGUAUUUGGCACACAACGCUUGUCGAAGCGUAUCCGUCGUCACAUGUGCAUCUUCAUUGAUGGUUUUGCUCAAUUCCAACAUCUCUUCCCGACGUCCAACCAUCUCCCGCGCCGCCGCAAAGUACAGGACCUUGACCUGCACAAUCGCCAUGGUCUUGUUGAUGCAAG
Messenger RNA from Aphanomyces astaci, 991 nucleotides. RefSeq lists its product as hypothetical. The transcript is spliced from 2 exons. Bases 80 to 541 code for a protein of 153 amino acids. The record is from RefSeq and is a predicted model, not a curated record. Lineage: Eukaryota; Oomycota; Saprolegniomycetes; Saprolegniales; Verrucalvaceae.